UCUUGCUAAUCUUCGUUCUAAUUUUCCUGAUUUUUAUAGACUUGUCGCACGUUGAUGCACGCCGCGUUCAUUCCAGGAAUCAUUUUUGGCGCUAUAUUGCUAAUCGGAGUUACCGGUUUAUUAAUAUGGAAGUCUUGGGUUUCAGUACAAGAUCGUAGAGAAUAUGUAAAAUUUGAGCAGGACCGGCAAAGAACCGUCUACGCUUUAGACGAGAAUCCGCUUUUUCGUCCAGCUACUACUCAAUUUAGAGUACCUUCUAUGUACAAGGACGAUUGAAACUAAUUAAAAACUUUUAUAUAAAAGCAAACAUGUGCAAUUAUUAAUCGUAUGUAUUUCGCUGUAAAUACAACAAUCAUGUUUAGAAUUUAUAUAAAUAUAUGUCUACAAUAAAUCAUAAAUUAAUUUUUAAUUAACAUUUUACGUAUUUGUGCAAUUAUAAUUGUGAUUCAUAUUAAUUUUAUCAAUGUCGAACAGAAGGAAAGUUUUCUUUCGCAGAUUCUUCAUGUAUUUCAUUCCAGAAUUGAUUAACAGUUGUAAACAUAACAUGCUGUAUGUAAAUGAUAAGAAUGCUUUUAAUAAAAUUGCAAAUCUAUGUAAGCUA
Wasmannia auropunctata (little fire ant) is the source of this 601-nucleotide messenger RNA. Its product is annotated as integrin beta-3-like. The record is from RefSeq and is a predicted model, not a curated record. The transcript has 2 exons. Lineage: Eukaryota; Metazoa; Arthropoda; Insecta; Hymenoptera; Formicidae. Bases 55 to 276 code for a protein of 73 amino acids.